CCCCCAUUUUUUUAAAAAAACUUCGUUUGCAGCCUCCUUUCAAAAAAAAAAAAAACUGAUAUUCCCUUUUACUCUCUCCCCCUUCUCUCUAUGGCCGGCCAGGGGGACACCCAAAUCGCCGUCCAUCGUACCAUCGCCAUAUCCGGCGGCCAACGGUGCGCGAGGGUGGGUAUUGAGCUCCGUUUCAAGGCGUGUUCGAAAGCCAAAAAGCUCCCAAUCCUCGAAAGCGCGAAGAGAACGGCACGAGAAGCCCUCCGACGAAGCGGUCACGGGACGAUGUCGGGCCGGCGCUUAGUCAACGGAGGAAAGAAGGGUUUCUUCUUCCAUUUCGGUGUAAACUUACAGACGAGCCUUGGGACGAGGCGCCUCGGGAUGAGGUACGGGCGACGUGGCCGAGGAGAGCAUAGGUGCAGCACACAUUAGGGUUUAGGCUUCUGUACAAAAGUUUAGGUGCAUGGGCUUGUUAUCUUUUUUUUUUUUAGUUUUGGGUUUGCAAAAAUUUGGAAUUGUGUUUUGGACUCUGGACUGGUGAUAUAUUUGGGCUUUUAGUUUGGGCUGGUUAAUGGUUUUGGGCCCAAGCAAAUUUGGGCUCUUACAACCCUUACUUUCCUUUCGUUAGUUAAUCUUCGCGAAAUAAACCAAACUGUCCUAAUAAAGGAAAAAGUGCUAAUUUCUGCCAA
Messenger RNA from Gossypium arboreum, 680 nucleotides. RefSeq lists its product as uncharacterized. The transcript has 2 exons. Lineage: Eukaryota; Viridiplantae; Streptophyta; Magnoliopsida; Malvales; Malvaceae. The record is from RefSeq and is a predicted model, not a curated record. Bases 91 to 423 code for a protein of 110 amino acids.